CGGCUCGGCGUUGGCUGAGAGCUGUACACCGCGAAGAGUGGGAGAGGGAGCGAGACGGCGCGAGUAUUAUAGCGGCGGAGAGAGCAGUCUCAGCAGGCACAGUGUCGUGAGCACCAGCAGCAGCAGCCAGUAUCUCUCGUAUACAGCAGCGAUACCUAUAUACUUACGCUCUCUCAGUUUUUCUAUUUCCGAGAGACUUAGGAUCUCCGGUUUUGAACUCGACAAAGCGAACUAGCAGCUCACUAACCUGAUCACAAUGGCUGGCGGCAAGGCGGGCAAAGAUUCCGGCAAGGCCAAGGCGAAGGCAGUAUCCCGCUCGGCGAGGGCUGGCCUCCAGUUUCCCGUGGGAAGAAUUCACAGGCAUCUAAAGAACAGAACAACAAGCCAUGGACGUGUUGGAGCUACAGCUGCUGUUUACAGUGCUGCUAUCUUGGAAUAUUUGACUGCUGAGGUCCUUGAGUUGGCGGGUAACGCAUCUAAAGAUUUGAAAGUAAAACGUAUCACACCCAGACAUCUGCAGCUAGCCAUUCGUGGAGACGAGGAACUCGACAGCUUAAUCAAGGCAACCAUAGCUGGUGGUGGUGUCAUUCCUCACAUUCAUAAAUCGCUUAUCGGCAAGAAAGGUUCGCAGAAGCCAGCAUAAAAUUAAGUUUACAACAAAUUGCUAAAUAUGAAACAACUAAGAUUUUUUCGGGAAAUGAGUAAGCGAAAAAUUAAAGCGUUGAAAAAGCGAUGAAAAUGUAACGAGGGGGAGGGGGCUCGGAGAAUCAGGUAGGCAAUGAAAGAGAGCAAAGAUUAAGCAGUGGUUGUUGAAAAAAUGUACCUAAGUUGCAUAGCAGAAAAGAGACAGGCGUGAUAUAAAUAUAUAUAUACAUAGAUUUAUGUAUAGAGAUAUAAAAUAAUGCAAGCGAUUGACAUGAUGUGAUGUCGUUUGACUAAUUUAACUAGCUAAAUAAGCUUUUUGACGGAUUUCAAGGUUUACUCUUAAUCAGACAAUCCUCAAGUCGAUACGUUCUAGCAUCGUCAAAAGAAUGCCUCGAUGUUGAUGAAAACCUUGAUUCGCUCCUAAAACUCGGCCUCUGCAUUUUCCAGUUCAAUUUUUCGACUUUUCGAAGAAUAUUAAUUAGAUUUUUUCUUACAAUAUUUCAUCCAUUUUCGACCAACAAACAGUACUUUAUUUAAUCGUUCAAAUCACCAUUGCUAUCUCUUGUAAUGCCAAAUAUUAAUGAAAUAAGUAGUUAGUUUCUGGAACAAUCAUUUUGAUAAAUAGGACGCUUUAUUUUUGCAUGUAAACUGUCAAAAAAUCUCCAAUACUUCUGAUGCAAUAUUAUAAUAAGAAAUUACUAAAACUUUGGAAAGUCGAUCUUGAACUAAAUUUAUUUUUCAAACUUUAAAGAUUAUCAUAAAAUGAAUAUUUUAACGCUUUUUUUAGCUUGUUUUUCCCCUUUAUAGAUUGGAGGUUUUUUUUUCAUAAAUUAAGUCUAACUUGAAGAGGUAAAUCCUGACUCGUUUUAGAGUUUUAGCUCGAAUAAUAUUAAUUUUUUUUUCUUGUAAUGCGCAUAUAAUGACAUAAGAAUGAUCUUCUUUUAGUGUGUGUAAAGUAGCAAAUUUUCUUUUAACAAGACCUUCCAAAAAUAUUUUUUAUGUUAUUAACUCUUUUCUUUUAAUAUGUUUACACCUUCAAGUUAGAUUUAAUUUCUCUGAAAAAAUGUUUCAAAUUCGUUUAUAAAUAAAUUGGAUAUAAUUUGUCACGAAUGAAGCUUAAGUGUAAAAGUUUUGUCAUGAAAACUUAAGGCUCUUAAAUCACAAGGAAUGUGCGUAUUGAAGUUGUUUACUUGUAGAUUUGUGAGUUAGCAAUGUUUUUUCUUCGUUUCGAUAUGACAUGUAAAAAUUUUGGGAAAGCUACAGUUUUUUCAUUCAUUUUAUUGUGAAUAGGAUCCAUUUGUUAAUUCUAAAAUUAAUUAUAGGUUAAGAAAUGUAAUUGUCAAACACACCUACACACAUUACACUGCAUAUGCGCAAUGAUGCUGGCAGCAAAUACCAGCAAUAUGUAAAACGUUCAUUUUCAUAAUAAAGGUCGAUUUUAUUAAAUUUUAGUGUUCUUUGUAAUAAGAUUAAUUAGUAGAGUAUAUUUUCUUACUACCUAUCAAGGCGACAGAAAGAUACACACGAAUUUCCAUCUUCAACAAAAGGAUACAGUUUUAACUAACAUCACUUAUAAAUUCAAGUUAGAUUUAGUUUCUUACGUAGCGUUUUCCGAAUUAUUGUGAAAUUCGUAAGUUGUAAUCUUAAAACAAAAUUCAAAUGUAUAUUUUAAUAAGGUGAUUGAUUCUACUUUAAUUUAAAGCAAUAUAUAUCAAUGAAGUCGACGAAACAUUACAUAGCUCAUAACAGAUUUACAGACAUGAACAUUGUAGAUGUCUGAUCCAUGUUUUUGUAUAUUUGUAUCUAUAAUGUAUACCUAUGUGUAUAAGAUAAUGAAAUAAAGUGAGUUUGAAAUAA
This is a messenger RNA of Nasonia vitripennis (jewel wasp), 2502 nucleotides long. RefSeq names its product histone H2A.V (gene His2Av). NCBI's taxonomy places the organism in Eukaryota, Metazoa, Arthropoda, Insecta, Hymenoptera, Pteromalidae. The record is from RefSeq and is a predicted model, not a curated record. Gene Ontology annotation, cellular component: nucleosome. The transcript has 5 exons. Bases 257 to 643 code for a protein of 128 amino acids. Gene Ontology annotation, molecular function: protein heterodimerization activity; DNA binding; structural constituent of chromatin.